UGGGGAUUUAGUGGUGCAUUGUGGGAGUUAAUCCUGGCACCAGGUCCCGACAUGCCUCACUCUUCCUGGAUACAGCUUGUGUACCCGGAGUUACAGUAACGGUAAGUAGCACUUACUCCACAUCUCACCGGGAGACUCUGGGAGUUGGGGACAUUUUCUGGGAAAUUGGAAUUCUGUCAUUAUUAGGGUCUGGUGUCAAUAUCUACUGUGUAUUGUAUCCCCUGCCAUGUACUCUCACCAACUGUCACUGUCUGUAUUAUAAUAAUCAUAUUAUAUCAUAUCUCUAUACACUGUCACUGUCUGUAUUAUAAUAAUCAUAUUAUAUCCAGCUCUCACUCUAUACACUGUCACUGUCUGUAUAAUAAUAAUAAUAAUAAUAAUAAUAAAUAUAUUAUAUCCAGCUCUCACUCUAUACACUGUCACUGUCUGUAUAAUAAUAAUAAUAAUAAUAAUAAUAAUAAUAAUAAUAAUAAUAAAUAUAUUAUAUCCAGCUCUCACUCUAUACACUGUCACUGUCUGUAUAAUAAUAAUAUCAUAUCUCUAUACACUGUCACUGUCUGUAUUAUAAUAAUAUAUUAUAUCCAGCUCUCACUCUAUACACUGUCACUGUCUGUAUAAUAAUAAUAAUAAUAAUAAAUAUAUUAUAUCCAGCUCUCACUCUAUACACUGUCACUGUCUGUAUAAUAAUAAUAAUAAUAAUAAUAAUAAAUAUAUUAUAUCCAGCUCUCACUCUAUACACUGUCACUGUCUGUAUAAUAAUAAUAAUAAUAAUAAUAAUAAAUAUAUUAUAUCCAGCUCUCACUCUAUACACUGUCACUGUCUGUAUAAUAAUAAUAUCAGAUCUCACUCUAUACACUGUCACUGUCUGUAUAAUAAUAAUAAUAUCAGCUCUCACUCUAUACUGUCUGUACUGUCACUGUCACUGUCUGUAUAAUAAUAAUAUGAUAUAUCACUAUAAUCCAGCUCUCACUCUAUACACUGUCACUGUCUGUAUAAUAAUAAUAAUAUAUUAUAUCCAGCUCACUCUAUACACUGUCACUGUCUGUAUAAUAAUAAUAUCAGAUCUCACUCUAUACACUGUCACUGUCUGUAUAAUAAUAAUAUCAGCUCUCACUCUAUACACUGUCACUGUCUGUAUAAUAAUAAUAUGAUAUAUUAUAUCCAGCUCUCACUCUAUACACUGUCACUGUCUGUAUAAUAAUAAUAAUAUAUUAUAUCCAGCUCUCACUCUAUACACUGUCACUCUCUGUAUAAUAAUAAUAUAUUAUAUCCAGCUCUCACUCUAUACACUGUCACUGUCUGUAUAAUAAUAAUAUCAUAUCUCACUCUAUACACUGUCACUGUCUGUAUAAUAAUAAUAAUAAUAUAUUAUAUCCAGCUCUCACUCUAUACACUGUCACUGUCUGUAUAAUAAUAAUAUCAUAUCUCACUCUAUACACUGUCACUGUCUGUAUAAUAAUAAUAAUAUAUUAUAUCCAGCUCUUACUCUAUACACUGUCACUGUCUGUAUAAUAAUAAUAAUAUAUUAUAUCCAGCUCUCACUCUAUACACUGUCACUGUCUGUAUAAUAAUAAAAUAUAUUAUAUCCAGCUCUCACUCUAUACACUGUCACUGUCUGUAUAAUAAUAAUAUCAUAUCUCACUCUAUACACUGUCACUGUCUGUAUAAUAAUAAUAAUAAUAAUAUAUUAUAUCCAGCUCUCACUCUAUACACUGUCACUGUCUGUAUAAUAAUAAUAAUAUAUUAUAUCCAGCUCUCACUCUAUAUACUGUCACUGUCUGUAUAAUAAAAAUACUAAUAUAUUAUAUCCAGCUCUCACUCUAUACACUGUCACUGUCUGUAUAAUAAUAAUAAUAAUAUAUUAUAUCCAGCUCUCACUCUAUACACUGUCACUGUCUGUAUAAUAAUAAUAUCAUAUCUCACUCUAUACACUGUCACUGUCUGUAUAAUAAUAAUAAUAUAUUAUAUCCAGCUCUCACUCUAUACACUGUCACUGUCUGUAUAAUAAUAAUAAUAUAUUAUAUCCAGCUCUCACUCUAUACACUGUCACUGUCUGUAUAAUAAUAAUAUAAUAUAUUAUAUCCAGCUCUCACUCUAUACACUGUCACUGUCUGUAUAAUAAUAAUAUCAUAUCUCACUCUAUACACUGUCACUGUCUGUAUAAUAAUAAUAUAAUAUAUCCAGCUCUCACUCUAUACACUGUCACUGUCUGUAUAAUAAUAAUAUCAUAUCUCUAUACACUGUCACUGUCUGUAUAAUAAUAAUAAUAUAUUAUAUCCAGCUCUCCCUCUAUACACUGUCACUGUCUGUAUAAUAAUAAUAAUAAUAAUAAUAAUAUAUUAUAUCCAGCUCUCACUCUAUACACGGUCACUGUCUGUAUAAUAAUAAUAAUAAUAAUAUUAUAUCCAGCUCUCCCUCUAUACACUGUCACUGUCUGUAUAAUAAUAAUAAUAAUAUAUUAUAUCCAGCUCUCACUCUAUACACUGUCACUCUCUGUAUAAUAAUAAUAUAGUAUAUCCAGCUCUCACUCUAUACACUGUCACUCUCUGUAUAAUAAUAAUAAUAAUAAUAAUAAUAAUAUCAGAUCUCUCCCUGAUAUACACUGUCACUACCUGUCUGUCUAAUAAUAAUGAUGAUAAUAUCAGAUCUCUCCCUCUAUACACUGUCACUGUCUGUCUAAUAAUAAUAUCAGAUCUCUCUCUAUACACUGUAACUAUCUGUCUAAUAAUAUCAGAUCUCUCUAGAUCUCACUGUCUGUCUAAUAAUACUAGAUCUCUCUCUCUAUACACUAUACAAUUUGAAGAAAUUGCCAACUGUGUCUUUACAUGUUAGGGAACAGGGGUACCAUUAGAAGCAAUCCAUGGGGACUCCAGAAAUGGACGAACUACAGAGAUCCUAUGUGAGGCUGUGCCAUGAGAGGGGAUCAGAACCCCAGGAGGCCGUGCUGAGGCAGCUGGAGGGUGCCAGGGAAACAGCAGGAGGAGGGAGGCUAGACUUGUCCACGCAAAGCCUCUCCAUGGACUCAUGUGAAGUGCUGGGGAUCCUGCUGCAGAAUGAUGUGACAUUUACCCACGUGACCUUGAAUGACUGCAUGCUGAGCGAAGAAGGUAGGUACCUCCACAGCCGUCUGCCAUCCUUAUUUCCUAUCUGCCUAUAUUGGGAGGCAUGCUCACCCAGCCACAACAGGUUGGCCAUCAUUGUACUUGGGGACAACAUGACAAAUGAUGAUCGACAUUGUCUCAUAUUUCCAGAUACUGGUUCUAGAGCUUAUCUGUGUAUAACUGAAUAUGUCUCUUCAUUGUCAGGAUCCAAACUUCUUCUUCAUGGCUUGCGUUCCAAUUCUGUAAUAAAGCACCUUGACUUGAAGGUUAGUAAGUAGCAUUUCAAAUCUCAACUUCAGCUCCUGGUUGAAUGGAUGGACUACGUGAGAACAUUCUCAUAUCUUUUCAGGGCAAUAAUUUGCGAGCUGAGGGUGCUGAGGUUUUAGGAAAAUUUUUGAGACACAACUCGUCGUUGAUCAGGUAUGGGAUUAAUCAGUCUCAGACUGAACUGUGCUUUUUCCUAUUUGUCUGACAUUGUAAAUGUGAAACGUGUCCAGAGACAUAUCAAAUAUGCAACUUUAAAGAAACACUCUGGGCCUCAUAACAACAUAUUCUCAAUGAAGUUGUAAUGGUGAUUGUAGGUCCUGGACGCUGUCUUGCUUUAAGGUUUACACCGCUUUCAAGUGGUUAACCCUAUAAUUGUUAAGACGGUGCUUGUAACCUUAGUCCCUCUUUUUCCUCAAUUACUGGCUUCGAUGAGUAAGUCUCAGACUGGGCGCCGGUGAUUGGCUAAAACCUCCUUUGAUUGGGAAACGCCACCUACGUGUUAAACCAUUCAAAAAUGAUUUAACAAAUAAAGGAAAAAAAUGUGCCAGUGUGCUUCGCGCACCAUAUUGACAUGAAGUAGUCUUAGUGAUGGCAUUGUCCCUCAAGGCUUCCAGGCAAUAGACAGCCUGUAACUUCUCUUUAAUAAGAUAGGUUAGAUAGAUAGAUAGAUAGAUAGAUAGAUUAAUCAAAGGCUCUGCAGGGUGUGAGAUUUUACAGUUGAGAUGCCUAAAUGUCUAGUUCCGAUGUAAACUAGCUGACUUCAGCCAUAUGGCCUCUGCCUCUUAAUUGAUGAGUUAAUUUCUUUGAUAUGUUAAUGAUAAUUAGCCUUGUGUUCAAGUAUCAUAUCCAAAAGAAACAUUAAUAUGUACCCACAGAAUAAAAAUCAAGCCUCAUUUUUGUUAUAUUUAGAAUGGGACAAGCACCAUCUUCUAAACAAGCCCAAACAUGAUUGGCAUAUGGGAAGGGAUGGGGAUGUCUGCUAUAUCGGGUCAGAAGUGUGACAUAUCUAUGGAAUGGAGAAGUGGUAACACAUUCAUAGAUGCAAUUAUUAUUUCUGUGGCAAGUACAAAAGAGGAGAUAGACGAAAAAGUUUCUAUUUGGAUUGAUGUGGGUCUCAAACACAAGGGGGUGUCUCUAUAGAUACGCCUCAACUCCACCUCUAGGCCAGGCUUGGUAAUCCACAGGGUAUAUAUCCAAUGAUACUGAAAUGUGUAUUGGACUUGCUUGGGGGCAGAAUCUAAUUUUGAGUGAGUCACCAUCUUUCCUACCAAGACAUCCUGGGCAGAAGUUUUUACUUUGAAAACCUGAGUAAGUGAUUAGAACUUCUGUUAUUUCAUCCCUUUUGUUUUUAUCUGUUGUUGGUGUAAGUAAUUUGAUUGACAUGUAUAUUAUUGUAUGCACUGUGACUAUUUUUUGCUCAUAAUAAAUAUUCCUUUAUUAAGUUCUGCCUUUGUCUGGUAAAGAAUCAAGUUACCUGAAGAGAUUAAUAAUGAGUGUUUUGCAAUUGCUUAGAUAUUGUACAUAAUAUAAGUUGUAUUAUUCAGUUACCUGGGGGACCAAGGCACCCCAUUUAUAAAUUGUCUUGGUGGUGGCAGCGUUAAAUAGUAAUAUUUAUAUUAUUAUGCUUAAGUGUGGGUGGUGUUAAGUGGGAUUUUAUCAAUAUUUCCGGUCUAGUGCAGACAAAUAGUGAACUUUAACCCUUUCACCACCACAACUACGUCACGCACACUCUUGAAGUAGGGUGCGUUCGUGACAAGUAGUAUUCCAGCAAUGUACAGAGAUGGCAGCAGUGAACAGGUUUGUGCAUUAACCAUAAGUCUAUAACCAGAAUUGUGGGAAAUGUAGUCUAGAAACCCUCUCAGUGCCACGGCUAACAUGAUCUCUAGAAUUAUGUCCAUUUUUGGUUUCGGACACCAGGUGACUUUCUUCCUUUCCUUCUCUUCAGCUUGACCCUGGAGUGGAAUAACCUGGGCAUGUUAGACGAUGCUUUUUCUAUGUUUUGUGAUGGGCUCUCCUUCAAUCAAACUCUAAAAAAACUGGAUCUGCGCAACAACCAGAUUAACCACACGGGGGCAGAGGAGCUGUCUAUGGCCCUGAAACACAACUUCACUUUACAAGAACUUGGUAAAUCAUUAUCUGUCAUUAAUGAUGCAGGAGACUCAUUACUCUCUCCAGCUCGUUCAUCAAAGGAAUCCAUCCAUCUUUAGGCAUUGAUUCUUUGCUUCUAAAAUGGAUAUUCCAGUGUGUAGAUACAGAUAGCCUCCUGCACAUCUUAGGCAUUCUUCAAUUCAUUUUCAGUAGUUUUUUCCCCCUUGCUGCUUCUACUGGAAGGCUAUUCCAUGUAUCUACUACCUUUUAUAUAUAACAGGCAGCCUUUACCAUACCCACUGCUUAUAUUGUCUCAUGUACCUACUACUCCUUCGGUAGUAUUGCUUCACAUUAUCCCACCAUUUUCUGACCUUCCAAUCCUGGUCCUGUGAGUGUGGGAAGAGACCAUGACAUGGUGUAGCUAUGCAGUGACUGGACCUGUAAGUGUAGGAAGGGGCCGUGACAUGGUAUGACUGGGCCUGUGAGUGUAGGAAGGGACCGUGACAUGGUGUAACUGCCGGUGACUGGAUCUGUGAGUGUAGGAAGGGACCGUGACAUGGUGUACCUGCCAGUGACUGGACCUGUGAGUGUAGGAAGAGACCAUGACAUGGUGUACCUGCCAGUGACUGGACCUGUGAGUGUAGGAAGGGACCGUCACAUGGUGUAACUGCCGGUGACUGGACCUGUGAGUGUAGGAAGGGACCGUGACAUUGUGUAACUGCCAGUGACUGGACCUGUGAGUGUAGGAAGGGACCGUGACAUGGUGUACCUGCCAGUGACUGGACCUGUAAGUGUAGGAAGGGGCCAUGACAUGGUGUAACUGUGCCAGUGACUGGUCCUGUGAGUGUAGGAAGGGGCCGUGACAUGGUGUAACUGUGCCAGUGACUGGUCCUGUGAGUGUAGGAAGGGGUCGUGACAUGGUGUGACUGGUCCUGUGAGUGUAGGAAGGGGCCGUGACAUGGUGUACCUGCCAGUGACUGAACCUGUGAGUGUAGGAAGGGGCCGUGACAUGGUGUACCUGCCAGUGACUGAACCUGUGAGUGUAGGAAGGGACCGUGACAUGGUAUAACUGUGCCAGUGACUGGUCCUGCGAGUGUAGGAAGGGACCGUGACGUGGUGUAACUGUGCCAGUGACUGGUCCUGUGAGUGUAGGAAGGGACCGUGACAUGGUGUAACUGCCAGUGACUGAACCUGUGAGUAUAGGAAGGGACCGUGACAUGGUGUACCUGCCGGUGACUGGACCUGUAAGUGUAGGAAGAGACCGUGACAUGGUGUAACUGCUGGUGACUGGUCCUGUGAGUAUAGGAAGGGACCGUGACAUGGUGUAACUGCUGGUGACUGAACCUGUGAGUAUAGGAAGGGACCGUGACAUGGUGUAACUGCUGGUGACUGAACCUGUGAGUAUAGGAAGGGACCGUGACAUGGUGUAACUGCUGGUGACUGAACCUGUGAGUAUAGGAAGGGACCGUGACAUGGUGUACUUGCCGGUGACUGGACCUGUAAGUGUAGGAAGGGACCAUGACAUGGUUUAACUGCCAGUGACUGGACCUGUGUAUGUGACACACGCCUUGCCUGUCUCUGCUUAUUGAUGCGUGAUGAAUUGUUUUUUACAGAUCUGCGUUGGAAUAACAUGGGUUUGCUUGGAGGGAGGGCCAUGCUGAGCUGUAUGGAAACUAACCGAAAUCUGCUGAAGCUGGAGCUGUCUGGGAACAAUAUCCCUAGUGAUAUCUUGAAGGCGAUUGGUAAGAGACCUGGGAUAUGGAUUUCACGAUUCUAAAGUAACCAUAGUCAAACGCUACCACGGACAGGGAAGAUUAAAGGCAGUGAUGGCAAACUGUACAGGGGAAAGCUGGAGCGGGCAGGGUCUGAUAGUGGAUGGGAGGAAUAUGGAGCGGACAGGGUCUGAUAGUGUAUGAGAGGAAUCUAGGGCGGGCAGGGUCUGAUAGUGUAUGGGAGGAAUCUGGAGCGGGCAGGGUCUGAUAGUGUAUGGGAGGAAUAUGGGGUGGGCAGGGUCUGAUAGUGUAUGGGAGGAAUCUGGGGCGGGCAGGGUCUGAUAGUGUAUGGGAGGAAUCUGGAGCAGGCAGUGUCAGGCAAGGAUCUAGUGCAGGUAGGUUACAAUACAGAGUGUAUGAAAGGAAUCUGGAGCAGGCAGUAUCUGAGAGAGUGUGUGGGGGGAAUAUGGAGCAGUCAGUGUCUGGCAGGGAUCUAAUGCAGGUAGGUUACAAUACAGCGUGCAUGAGCGGAAUCAGGACAAAUGUUAUCCAUGUGUCACAGAGCAGACUGUUGAACACAACCAGGAAAGACAGACAUUGAAGAGAGAUACUGUAAACCAAAGGCAGAUCCUCACUAAAGAAGUCCAAAGUCUGAAGCAAGAAAAGAAUAAGCAGGUGAGUUCCAUCUUUUUUGAUGGUCAUGUCUCUUGGCACUAAUCUAGAAACCCUGGACUCUACAUACUCUCCAUUUCAUUCCAGUUCCUAAACCUGAUGGACACCAUUGAUCAGCAGAAGGAGGAAAUGAACCGCAGCAACAGGUCAGUCUCGGAAUAUACAUUGUGUGGACGUCUUCCUUCAAAAAGAGACAUUGGUCUCUGCUGCACGCAUUAUUCUCUUUCUGUGCUUAUUACAUGUGUUGUUUUUAAGCAGAACAACCACUCUGCGGCUAGGAAAGCUUCAGGAAGCCUUGGAAGACCGGAAAUCGGUGGUUAACUCCUUAAAAUCCAAGUAAGCAUUCUUCUGGAUCUUUCUAGGUGGCCAUUUAUUUGAGGACAACUUUUUGACUCCUACAUUCGUUUGUAGGUUGCAGAUGACGGAAGCCAACUUAGCUUUAUCACAGCAGAAAGCACAAGACCUGGAGAAGCUCCUGAGCCACACAAAGCAAACUGGCACUAGCAUGAGGGAACAACAGGCCAAGGAACUGAGGAAGGAGAAGGAGGUCAGCUUGAGGGGAACUGUGAUGACAAAAACAGGGGUUGUGUGCUUUCCAUUUCUUACAGAGUCAGUCUUAAAACUAUUGCCUAUGAAACCUAUUGUGUUAGUAAGUCAUAAAUAAGAAAUAAAAAAAUAAGAAAAGUCCCAUCUCUGAAUGUGCACUGUUUGCUGUAGAAGCCUAAGAGUUGGUGAGCUCUCUUAGCCAAUCCUGGUGCUCCCAUUGGUUUAAGUUGUAAUGCUGUGUACAUCCCAUAAACCAUGAAUCUUACAGCUACAUAGCUGGAGAAAGGUAGGGCGAAGAUACAGGAAGGAUGUUAUGCUUGUGAAUACACCGAAUGCAAGAAAGGGAUUUUAAAUGAAUUUGGCACAAAUCAGGGUCGAGAGUCAUGAUCAGGAUAAUGUGGAUAAAAGAAAUAUAUUUGUGCAAGUCAUUAUCCGUAACUAAUAUAUUCUUAUUUCAAUGUUUUGGCAAUAGGAGUCUGCAUCUCGGGAAGCAAAACUUAGGCAAGAAUUGGCAUCUGUACAUGAUAAAAAUCUUUAUUAUCGCAGCAAGGUAAGUUUCUCAUAAUUCUGCUGCACUCCGAGGCUUGAAUCGGGAAUCUUGGGACGGGGAGCUGCUGAUUGGCACACCAUUCCCAAAAUGACUUUGAAAAAUGUGCAAGUUUUCAAUUAGUUUUUUAAAUUGGGAGCUUCUGAUAGGCUGAGAGUGUGAGAGGCUCCCAGUCAAAGACUUCCUGAUUCAAGCCUUGGACUACGGUGAAAAGAGCAGAGCAAUUUAGAGCCAUAUUCUACACUUUGGGGAUAAACGAGGUAAGCUGUAACUGGGGAACCUCCUUGCACCAUAACAACUUAAUUCCAAUGAAGUCUUUAUGGUGCCUGAAGUACCCCUUUAAAGUAUAAUCUAAUAAGCAGAUGACGGUUUGGAAUUGGGUGCCAGGAGAAGGCAACAGGAGAAUCCCAUUAGUCUAUUAAUCGUCUUAUUAACCAAGGCUGCAAGUGUAGUUUUUUUUUUUUUUUUUUUAAUAGCUUUUUAUUUUGGAGUAAUCCACAGGUAGCUCUCCAGGUGGUAGAACUAACUGCCCAAUAAUGCUCAGCAAUCUGCCUACACAGGGCUGUGCCUGUGCCUGUCUAAGCAAUAAGUUGGGAGAUAUUUGUUUGGUAUCAUUGAUCUAUAUAGUAUUUGAUGAUUACAUCUAAUCUAACCUCUCUAGUACAAAUCUGUGCUCUAAUGUCAGCUCACAAGCUAUAAAUAGGAGUUUAUUCACUCAAUUACUAAUUGUGGUGUCUUGAGUAACAUUUUGGGGUAAAAACUGCUGAUUUGGAAAAAUAAAUCUACAGUUCAGCUAUACUCACAGGUUGGCUAUUUUAAUCUGGAUUUAUAGUUUUGGUACUUUCUGUAUUCCGUGAAUAAACCAUUGAGAACACUUUAUCUCACUGCUUUGUGAUAAACAGAAUGGCUGGGAGCACGAUUUUCAGUUUUUAGAAAGUGCGCUGCAGUGAGCCUCUCAGCACAAUCCAUUGGGUUAGUUUCCCAAAUCUCCCUUAAUGACCUGGUAUGGUGAUUGGGUGUACCCAUGCAGGUGGAUGAGCUGGAACGGCGAUGCAAAGCCCAGCAGCAACAGCUGUUUGAUCUGAAGCAGGAACUGACGGACACAGGGGCUGAGCUGAAAAUCAGAGCAAUGCAGGCUGAAGGUAAAUGGUACCCACUGAAUGGUCCAGAGGUUUGGCCCAUGUUUGUGAUUUAAUAUAGGGCAAGGGUGGACCAUUUUGUAGCAUUCCCAUUUUUGAGAAUUAUGGGAAAUGUAGUUUUAAGAGCUAAACAGCUCCAUACCCCUGAUAUUAGAACAAUGUCUUUGGGAUGUCCAUCUGUGAGAAUUUAACCUUUUAUAUACUUAUUAUGAUGAAUUAAGAAUAGAGCUUAUUUACAUAUUUCACUUGAUACAGUCAUAUCGAUCUGUGAUGUCUAAGCCUGGCCGAGGUAGUCUUGACAUGUUUAGAGUUAACAUUCCUCUUUUAUAGAACUCCUGGAAGCUGAGAAGAAGAGAUUCCGUCAGUCAAGAGAUGACGCGGUUGUUUUACAUCAGAAAGAAGUGAGUAUACUUCAACUCUCACUCACUGACUCACAAGGUUCCAGGAAGAGGGUCUAAUCUUGUCUGUGAUGGCAGGUGGACCACGUGGCACGUCUCUUGGAGGACAGUGAGAAAGCCACCCAAGAAAGGAUGCAGCGCCUGGAAGUUACAAAGUUGGGACUGGAGGAGGUGAGAGCGACAUCAACAUGACUGCGCAGCAUGUGUAACUAGGGGUGUCAGAGGGUCUUUUUUUUCAGGGAGGAAGGGUGAAUUUAUGAGGUUCCUGCCUUCAGUGCGGAGUUAGUGGUGCACAGGAUCGGAAGAUCACUGCUCACAGGAGUGAUUUGCCUUCUUUUAAAAAUAUUACCGCACAGUAUGUGAAAACAUCUUACCUUAAAUACCUCCUCACACAGGACUUUAUCGUUUCAGUCUCUAUGUGACCUUUAUCAAGAUUUCUUUCAUCAAAAACGCAUAGAGACAUCUCUCUGAACAAGGAGUGUCUUUGGUGUUUAUUAAAUGGCCAUUACAAACCAAACAUCAAUGUCCUAACACAUUGUAUGAAGGUUUACAUUUAAUCUUUCAGGCUGGGGUAGAACUGAGGUUGGCUGUGCAAUUGGGGUUGGUGACGUGACACAAGGUUUGAGCGAUGCAAUCCAUUGCAUCUCCCAGUGUGGUACUUGUUUGUCACCUGACAGAUGUCCACUGUUGCUCGGAGUUUGAUAUAAAUCUAUUCUUUCCUCACUUCUAUUUCCAAUGUCCCUGCAGGAGCUGAAUAGGCUGAAGGUAACCUUAGCCAAUGAGCGGAUUCAUGCAGCAGAGGAGAUCCAAAAGGUCCGCAGUGCGACACAGCUGGAGGAGGUGAGGAUUCGCUAUUCUAAAGGCUGUACCUUCUCAAACGGUUCCCACAUACACAUACCAGAGCUUGCCUAGAUGAGAUAUUAUUAAUCUCGUGAGGAUGUGAUUUAAAAAUAAAUGUAUAAUGUAAGGAUAAUUAUGGGGCAAAGCUGCUUUAAAGGGACAGUCUAUGCAGUCUAACCACACCAGUACAAUGGAGUGGUUAUGGUGCCAAGAGUCCCCUGGCUCCAUCCUAUAUUAACUCCUUAAGGACACAUGACGGAAAUAUUCCGUCAUGAUUCCCUUUUAUUUCUGAAGUUGUGUCCUUAAGAGGUUAAGUAGUCUAACUCUACUGUUUGUCACUUACCUGAGUCCCAGUCCAGGUUCCUCCAGUCCGGACUCCUUUCCUGAUAAUGAUAAUAUUGAAGUUCCUAAAUUUUUGGACAUCUGAGAGUGUCAGAGUGAUUGCAGUCCUGUAAAUCAUUUAAGAUCUUAUUAGAUGAUGGGCUCUCCAGUGAAUCUUCCUUGUGUAUAGGAUGUUGGCGGCACAGUACAUGGCAGAUUAAUAUCAUGCUGUAACAGUGUUUUUUUUCGGCUUGAAACCUAUACAAAGGAGGAGAGACAUUAAGAUGCUCUAAGAGUCUGAUUUAUUUUGGCAUGGGAAUAUAGGAAUUAUAGAUAAUAUGUUGGGUACGUAAUAUCAAAAAAAUGAAUUGCACCAAAAAUGUAUUCAUUGUAAAGGUGCGUACAGCAACAUGAAAAUCGCUGAACUUAAAGCACAGAACACGUUAAGUGGCUUAGUCUGGUGUUUGUAUGCAGUUUUACUUGUAAUACAUUUUAGAGCAUUUAAUAUUUCCUUGGCGUUAUCUGAUUGCGCUAGUUGAUUUGUGUUCCUCAUUUGGCCGUGGAUUGUGUGAGUCUUUGGAGGUGAUUGUACAGACCUUGGAAUAUUAACUGAAAAUAAGAAAAAGGAAAUUCAGCGGAUAUCCCAAAUCUUGGGUCUUGGAUGCACAUAAGGUUUUUCAUGCUGUGUUGCCAGCCCAGAUACCCUGAAUACCCUCCAUACGCAGCAACAGCCACUGCUUCCCAUCCAGACUUUCUAAAGGCAUUUUUAACAUUAGUAGCUGCAUGAUGUUGUCCAUAAACGGGUUUUUACGACCUGUUUGUGAUGUGUAGAUAUGUGCGCUGUUAUACAAUGUGGUUUCUCUAUGUUCUAUAUAUACAUCUUUCCAGUAAAGUUAACGAACUCUUAACCAGAAACAAGUCUGAAGCAUAAAUACCAAAAGUGUCAUCCAGAGAAGGUUAAAUACCAAUGACAUCUAUGGAAUAAAAUCUAACCAUCUUUAAUGCAAACCACAUGUGUGUAUCUUCCCCUCCUUUUCUCAUCUCCCUCUAUCUGUCUUCUACUCCCUUUUACUUUCUCUCUUUUUCUCUCUUUUCUUUCACUCUCUCUCUUUUUCCCUAUGUUUUCUUUCCUUCCCUUUUAAACUAUGCCCCCAUAAUCUCCUUAAUCUCUACCCUACUUACCGUUAUCGUUUUAACCCUUUCCAUUUUUCCAUAGCUCCCACUCGUAAUUUACCAAAUCUAUAAGUUAGAAGCAGAGAGGGGUUAAGGGAAUUAGCUGCCAUAUAAAUGUCUGUUACAUUUUUAUAUGGGAGGUAAUGACUCCUGGUCAAUGUCUGUGUCUUUUUGUUUGUUUAUUUCCGAGCAGCAGCAGCAUUCUGCCGUUCUACAGGACAAGCUACGGACCCUCGCUCAGUCCAGAGAUCAGGCUCAGAAUCAAGUUUUACAGCAACAGCAGCAGACAGGAGAGCUGCAGGCCCAGAACAGCCAGCUAGGCCUUGAAAUAGAGUGUCUGAAAAGGAGGAUUGAUGGGUUCAAUCAGGUACAUUCAGGAGGAGGUUUUUACAGGGAGUCACCUAGCCAAUGGCUUAACAUUUAGGGUGAACUUUUCUUUCUGAAACUAUAAUUUAUAACAACGUGUCUGACCCCCAGGAACUGGCCAAGAAAGAGCAACAGAAAUUGGCUGAAGUCACAAAAGUGCGCAUUGAGCUUCAAGAGCAAAUCGGACACCUUGAAGCAGAGCUGGUGGCUCAGGAGGGCCUUAAAGAGAAAAUAAGCACUCUGGAGAGGCAGCUGAAAGGUGUGAAUUGAAAAGUUUGCCACAGGAGUUUUAGCAAAAAACGUGCUUUAGACUAUGUGGGCAGAGAGAGGCAAGAGGGAGUAGACAUUUAAAAACUUAAGAUGGUGGACACAUGGAGAAGGCCUACAUAGCAAUACCCUUUCCUGGUUCACAGAGUCCAGGGUGGCCAAGUCCCUUGUGGAAUGCACACCGAAUGGACUGGGCACACAGGCAAUUUAUUGUCACAUAAAAGGUAUCUGGCUUUAGAAAGACGUUCUGCCCUUGACUGUGACACUGCUUAGUUGGUCCUUCCUCUUUGUUUAAACUGAAGAUGGUCCAUGUGGCCAAGAGGAAAUCUGGCAAAUAUUCCCUUGGACAUUUACCCUAGUCUUGAGCAGUUUGAGGGAAACAUAAAGUGGGUGAUAAAAUACAUAAACACUAUUUUUUUUUUUUUUUUUCCCCUUUACAUUCCACCCCCAGAGUUCCUUUUGUUUUGCAUCAGAUAGAAAACCCAAGGCACAAGUAAUGCAAGCCAGAUGAUGGUGAUCUAAUCAUAUUCCAAGCGUUGGCCCACAGCCAGUUAUAUGGGUGUAUUAAAACGUUACUCCAUUCCCCUUAAGUACUUUCUGUGCACAACAACAAAACAUUAUUGUAGCAGCAUCCAUCACGAACACACACUGCACCCACACUGCACAAGCGCACAGGAAGAGGAGAAACUUGGGUGGCCACAAGAUGCGCUUCCAUGGUGCACAUCACUGCUUGAUGAGAAAGAGAGAGACAGACGCCCCUCUCUGUAGGGAGCCUGUAGGCAUGUGCCUAUACUGCUCUAUAAUUAAUCAGGCUCGGCCCAUGCUCUGCAUCCAGUGUCAGAAUACUUUACAAGGUGAUGCUGGAGACUGUGGCAGAACUAAUACAAAGAGGGCCCUUAAAGGACAUUUUUGGCCACCCCUGUAGUGCAAGGCCCCAUGAUACUUUGCCAGCUGGGGAAUUACCAUUUGUCCAUCCUUGCUGGGCUGAAUUUGUGAGCAGUGUCUGUGUGCUUGAAUGUAAACAUGUUUUUGUGCGGAGUAAGUGUAUGUGACUGUAAGUGUGUAUUUAUGUGUUGGAGUUGAAUGCAGUUUGUGUAUGUAUGCAGUUUUGACGUUUAAAAGCAGGGGUGUAUUCAUAUGUAGUUGGUGUUGGAAUGUAAAGGUGUGUUUGUAUGUGGUAUGAUUGCAGGGUGUGUUUAUUUGUAGUGUCGGUGUGUUUAUUUGUAGUGUCGGUGUGUUUAUUUGUAGUGUCGGUGUGUUUAUUUGUAGUGUCGGUGUGUGAAUGCAGGAUGUGUUUAUUUGUAGUGUCGGUGUGUGAAUGCAGGAUGUGUUUAUUUGUAGUGUCGGUGUGUGAAUGCAGGAUGUGUUUAUUUGUAGUGUCGGUGUGUGAAUGCAGGAUGUGUUUAUUUGUAGUGUCGGUGUGUGAAUGCAGGAUGUGUUUAUUUGUAGUGUCGGUGUGUGAAUGCUGGGUGUGUUUAUUUGUAGUGUCAGUGUGUGAAUGCAGGGUGUGUUUUUGUAGUGUCGGUGUGUGAAUGCAGGGUGUAUUUAUUUGUAGUGUUGCUGUUUGAGUGCAGGGGUGUUUUUAUUUGUAGUGUUGCUGAUGUUUGAUGGCAGUGUGUAUUUGUAUUUAGAAUUCAGGGCUAUGUAUGUAUGUGUGUAGUGUUGGUGUUUGAAUUCUCCGAUGUAUGCACAUUUACACAAACUCUGAUACACACAGAUACACGUGCAUAUUUACACUGACACAGACACACUCAAAUGCACAAACAUAUUUUUCAGAAAUAUACAUGCACACUGACACACACUUAUAGAAAUGAUCAUUUUCAUAUUUUUAGCCACCCCUUUUUUUCUAUACCUUUUUGGGUGAAUAACAGUCUCUUUCCUGUCCAGUGGACCUGUCUGAGGAUGAUGGGAGUCUUGUCCAUGCACCCUAACCUCUGCUGAUAUGACCGGGAUCUGGCUAAAGGGCUGCAGCCCCCAACUGGGCCCCUAAUCAUUGCACCCAAUGGUGAGGGAUUCCCGAUAGGUCACCUGCAGCUUGUGGGCUUUGGUGCAGCCACACAAGCUUCACUAGUGGGGAGGGAAUGACAUUACAGGUGUGAAAAUUGCAAAAUGUAAACUGUGUUUCUUACAAAAACUGCUUUGUAUUCCACUGUAAGACUGCCCAUAAUCACUUUAUUAAAGCGGAUCUGUCACAUUCUUGGAUCUUUGCAUAUUUCCCAAAAGUGACAGAUCCAGUGUGGGUCCAGUGGCCGUGGGGUGCAGGGGAGGUAAGUUUAACGGCUCUCUCGCAAGAGUACAGCACAGAAGUACGCGGGAGAUCAAUGGCUGAAUCUCACAGCCGUCAAUUGUUCCUGCUGCUGGCAGUGGACAAGCAUUGAUGAUAGAGCUCUGCCUUUUGUCAACCUCCGAUUUAUCACAAAAUAGUCCCUAAUUUUUCUUAUAUCUUUUGAUUGCAUUGUAACUUCCAAUGAAAUUCCAACGCAGUCUUGAUCACUAUUUCACAAACAUUUUAUCAUUAUGAAACAUUGAAAAGUGACCGAGAUGCUUUAAGAUAAAGUUAUUUUGGUGCUUGGUUGGUUCCUUUAAGAUGUUACAAAGUUUCACCAUGUGUACUGGAUGCUAUAUAUCUCUGCAUUCAUUGAUUACUGCAAAUAUUGUGUUAGAUUUCUAGCAGCGGAAACCUGAUGUCAGGUAAAUAUUUCUAAUCGCCAUAGCAACCUAGCCUCAGUUAUUUGUCACACAAUACUAUAAGGACACAGUCUCAACCAGAACUUUAAUUGGAAAUUUGAUAUUUGUGCAUUUAUUUGUAGUGCAAUCCAACUCCCAACGUGAGAUGAUGCUGGACAAGGAUGGUGAGAUCGCUUCAUUGGUGGAGAAACUUCGAAUGAAGGAAGCAGAGAUUUUGAGGAUGCGAGAGGAGGAUGCACAGAGAGCUAGUCUGCUACAAAAUGCCAUUUUAUCCUAUAUCCACAGAUCUCCACUUAAUAAGUAGAAUGUGCCCCAUGUACUAUGCAAUUCCAGAGACAACCUGUAAACAGACUGUCUGUUUUUACCCAGAAUCCUUAUGUUGUGCCUUAUUAUGAAAGCCAUGGGGCAAAUUGCCUCCUGUCCUCCCAGUCAGUAAUGUGUGAAAGGUCUAUGAUCAUGGCAAAUUAAUUUAUUUUAUACUGUGAUGUAUUUACAUAUUUUUAUAAUAGUGCCCUGAUUUUUUUAUUUUUUUUUAAAUAAAUCUUUCUAUUUCUUUUGUA
Messenger RNA from Pelobates cultripes (western spadefoot toad), 16685 nucleotides. The record is from the annotation of a GenBank genome assembly. Lineage: Eukaryota; Metazoa; Chordata; Amphibia; Anura; Pelobatidae.